Symsagittifera roscoffensis is the source of this 1865-nucleotide messenger RNA. Its product is annotated as interferon-inducible GTPase 5-like. The record is from RefSeq and is a predicted model, not a curated record. The transcript is spliced from 2 exons. The coding region runs from base 381 to 1715 and encodes 444 amino acids. Gene Ontology annotation, molecular function: GTP binding. Gene Ontology annotation, cellular component: membrane. NCBI's taxonomy places the organism in Eukaryota, Metazoa, Xenacoelomorpha, Acoela, Convolutidae.
AGGCAUUAAGAAGACUUCAUUCUUAACGGUCUUUAGUUACUCGCUCUAGUCAAGUUUAAACAAAACGGAUCUUUUCGGUUAAUUUAAUGACGUGCAGAACACUACUGGACCUCUUUUUGUAAUAUGCGGAAUCACACAAUACUUGUUAUAUUCAAUUCAGUUUCAUCUGCACUUCUUUUACCGCAUGUAUAACUCGAUAAACUUAAUUUUUCUUAGCAAAACUCGUCCUUCAUAAUUUGCAUACGCUAAAAGUAUCGUCUUAAACAUUUUGGCUUUAUAACACAUUUUGCUCAUACGUUGCAAACGUAUUCGUCUCACAAACUUCAGCAAACUUUGCUACGUUGAAAACAUCGUCUUAAACAUUGUCUUUACAACAGAAUAUGGACACUGAACAUCUACUUAACGACCUCAACAUAGACACUGCAGUAGUGAAUCAAGGCGUUCUCCAUUUCAAUGAUACGACAACUGCUCUCAAUGGGGACGCCUCUCUGAUAAACGAGGAUCAAUAUGCCGAACUGAAUAGAUGGAAAGACGAGAUCAUUAAUAUCGCUAUCAUCGGCCAAUCAAGACAAGGCAAAUCUUCCUUCAUAAACGCCCUCUGCGGAGAAGAAGUAGCUGCUGUUGGGGACCUUGCACCGACCACUAUGGAGAUUCAAAAAGUUGCAAAUACAGAUUUCCCCAACUGUGUUUUCUGGGAUCUCCCCGGCAUUGAUGGGAUCAAGUUCAAACGAGAAACAUACUUUGACGACAUUAAACUGCAGGAAAACAACUACGACGUGUAUAUCAUUGUCACCAAAGAGAUGCUCGGAGACGGGGAGCUCUUUGUUGCCAAAGAAUUGGUUGCAAGAGGAAAGUUGUUCUACCUUGUGCGAACGCACGUAGACGAAAAAGUGGCAAAGUUAGUGAAGAAGCAGAAAGUUAGCGAGAACGACGCCGUCGCUGAAAUUCGGAAGCUCCUGAUGACACAGCUUAACGAAAGUGGCUUUGAUCAGGAGCUGCACAAGAUAUUCCUUGUGAACGUUGAAGAGCCCUUCGAAGCAAUGCAAUAUUUCGAUAUGGCUCUGUUCGUGGAAACAAUUUGCAGGCGUGGGUUUGCAUCUCAGACAAAAGCUUCUGCAUUUCUGUUUUCAAUCAAAAUCCGAGGGCCGCAGAUGGUACAGGAAAUGUACAGUCAGUUGAGGAAAAGAAUAAAAGUUGUUGCAACGGCUUCAGCUGCUGGUGGAGCGCAACCUAUUCCAGGAGUUGGAAUGAUCCUUGAUGCGAAGUUAAUUUACGAUGAAAUAAAGCUCUAUUUGGAAAAGUUCAAUCUCACCAAGGUAUCCAUUGCUGAAACAGAAAAGAAGGCUCACAAGGAACCAGAGAGUAUUGAAAAGAUGGUAGUUGCACUGCUGUCUUCCAAAAAUGGAGCAAUUUCCCUUGUUAGGGAGCAAAAUCAUUGGUUCAGCACAAAGAACCUUCACACACAAGUCUUAUUAGUUUUCCUAAAAAGCUUAGGACUAGUUGUCUUAUCGGAAUCAGUUGAAGGAAUGAUGAAAGUGACAUUGCCGAUUGUGGGACUGGCAGCUGCUGGAGGCUUGUCAUUUGUAACAACUCUGAUUCAACUGGAGAUUAUUCUGAGAAGUGCUCGGAAUGUGGCUUUGGAGGUCCAGAAGUGGAUCGGAGAUAAAUCGCUGGAUAAAGACCCAGACCCUUUCAUGGAUCCUGAUUUCUUGUAGUUUGUAUUCUCCUUGUGUCACUCAAUUUUUUAUUAUUAUACUUUGUAGUAGUGUUAAAAAGUUUAAAAUAAUUAUAGAUUGCUACAGAUUAUUGAAACUCGCAAUUUAAUUUUGUAAAUUGAUUACAUAAUUGUAAGCAGGGGCUGAUUU